AUGUGGGGUGACUCUGCAGUAAGUGCUGUGAAUGAAACCGAGCGACUCCCCGCCGUUCUCAUGGCGCGCACGCGCGGGGAUCUGCGCGCGCAUAAAUACGUCCACACGAGGAGCAAGCAUCAGACUCUAAACAAGGAUCCAGAACUCGCGACAAUGUCUGAGACCACACACGGAAAGGUGGAAGAUAAUCCCAAAAUACUGUCGGGACCCGUCUUGACUAAUUCGCCGAACGCGGUGCUCUCAAAGACUCUACUAACCAGAUACAAUGAUCUACCAUUGCCGGCUGACAAAAUCCUCGUCACCUAUAUCUGGAUCGACGGCAGCGGCGAGCAUAUGAGGUGCAAGGACCGAACAAUCACCUUCAUACCUAAGCAGCCUAAAGAUCUUCCUGUAUGGAACUUCGACGGCAGCUCUACUGGGCAGGCGGACGGACACAACUCGGACACAUUUCUAGUGCCCCGCGCCCUGUACAAAGAUCCAUUCCGUCGCGGUAACCAUCUGCUCGUUAUGUGCGACACCUAUAAAUACAACAUGGAGCCUACUAAGACCAAUCAUCGGAUAAAGUGUCAGGAGGCUUACGACAAAUGCAAGGAUGAAGAGCCCUGGUUCGGUAUCGAGCAGGAGUAUAUUCUGCUUGACUCGGAUCUCAGGCCCUUUGGCUGGCCGCCGGGCGGCUUUCCGCCACCACAGGGGCCUUACUACUGCGGCGUUGGCGCAAACAAGGUCUUCGCCAGGGAUUUAGUUGAAGCUCACUACAGAUGUUGUCUUUACGCCGGAGUACCAAUAUGCGGCACUAACGCGGAAGUGAUGCCAUCUCAGUGGGAGUUCCAAGUUGGUCCAUCGGUGGGAGUUACUGCCGCUGACGAUCUGUGGGUGGCGCGGUACAUUCUGCACAGGUUGGCCGAGGAGUACGGAGUCAUCGUCACCUUCGAUCCUAAGCCGGUACAAGACUGGAACGGUUCCGGAGCUCACACCAACUUCUCUACGAAGAAGAUGAGAGAGGAGAACGGUAUUAUUGAAAUCGAAAAGGCCAUAGACAAGCUGUCGAAGGUGCACAUGAAGCACAUCAAGGUGUAUGACCCCCGUGGGGGUAAAGAUAACGAAAGAAGACUCACCGGCCUUCAUGAAACUGCCAGUAUUAACGACUUCAGCGCCGGAGUCGCCAACCGCGGUAGCAGCAUAAGAAUACCACGCGCCGUCGCAGAGGAGAAAAAGGGCUACCUAGAAGACAGGCGACCGGCUUCGAACUGCGACCCAUACGCAGUUUGCGACGCUCUGAUGCGUACUUGCAUACUCAACGAAUAA
Parnassius apollo (apollo) is the source of this 1305-nucleotide messenger RNA. Lineage: Eukaryota; Metazoa; Arthropoda; Insecta; Lepidoptera; Papilionidae. The record is from the annotation of a GenBank genome assembly.